AUGAACUAAAGAUUGAAUACAUAAAGUUUCUUAAAGAUUCAAAUGAGUUGGAGGGCUGAUUCAAAAGAGAAGUUAAUGAGCAAAGUUGAAAUCAUUGAAACUGAACAUGAUAUCUAAUUGCGGCAGCUGAAAGAUAAAUACGAUGCUGAAUUAGACCAAAUGAGAUAAAAUAGAAUAGAUGAAAUCAAAGAAAUGAAUGUAACCCAUAGAAAAGAUAAGCUAUUUCUUGAGGAAAUGAUACUUUUCGAUGAUUACAAGAGUUAGGUCGAAAAUCAUAUGUAGCAAAUCUAAAAUGAAAAAUAAGCCUUGAAAAGGUAAAACGAAGAAUUAGAAAUGAGCAUAAACAAGUUGAAAAGGACUAUAAGGAACAAUAGCACUCAUCAUGAAAUGAAUUCGAAAAGACUAAAGGAUAGAAUUAAUAAACUUGAAAAUGACAUAGUAUAAAAAAAUGCUCAAAACUAGAAGUAUAAGAAUAAAAUCAAGAAUCUGAAGUAGCUAAUUCUUAAACUUGAAUAAAAUGAGAAGAAAAUCAAACAAAAUUUGCAAUUAAGAGAUAAUUCUUAAUCAUUCAUCACGACAUCAACUAUCUUGAAUUCAAAAAGUCAAAAUAAUCUAAGAUCUUCUGUAGCUAUGCCAUCACUAAAUAGUGGGUCAAUAAUUGUAACUAGGACAAGCGCGGUUAAUAAAAGUAUUGAUAAUUCAAUUAGAAGAAUGAAAGAAAGUCUUAAGUUAAAUAAUGAAUAUAAUAAUAUUCCAGACGAUACUACUGCGCUUUAAAAUUGCCAAACAAACCUAACUUCUAACAUAUGUGAUAGCAUCUGGUAGAGUCAUAUACCAAAUUCUGUAUAUUAGCAGUCAAAAGAUAAUCAAGUUUAAUACCAGAUGUCCUCUGUAGUUAAAUCAAAAUUAAUUGAUUAAAAAAUAACUUGCUAAGUUGAAAACUUAGACUAGCCAAGAAAUCUAACUCCUUAAAAUAGAACAAAUGCUUUAAAGCUUGAAAAACUAUAUGAUAACUUUGCUAGCAAUAUUGACAAUAAUCUUAAAAGUUAAGCGUAUACUAAUGCUAAUAACUCUAACAAUAAGAACUUAUUUGGAGAUUAAAAUCUUAAUACAAUUCUCAUUUCAGAAGUCACUUCAUUAAAUAACAGUGCAAAUAAGAACCUUUAAAAAAUGAUAAAAAUGCUUUAGCCAAUAAACAACCUCAAGCCAUAAUAUGAGUAAACUAGUACAAACUUUAAAAAUAAAAACUUUGAUAGAAUAUUUGAAAUAUGCAACAGUAUGUAAUGCACUGAUUGUCAAGGUUCUUUUGAACCUAAGAAAUUUAUAAAGCAUUUGAAUCCUCACUAUAAAUGUACAGCAUCUACCCAAGAAUAAACUUCAUUGCGAACAAACUUAAUUGAUAAAAAGGAAACUAUUAAUAGCAAAUCUAAACAUAGUAGAAGAGACACCGGAAAUCUCAAAAAUAGUUUUACUUUGAGUUAACUUCACAAUGGGAAAUUAGCAAAAACAUUUGAUCAAACUAAAAAGUACAAUCUUGCUAAUCCAAAACUUGCUGAAUAUGUCCAAAAGACUUUAGAUAUAAAUACUCCAAAAAUAAACGAGCAUAAGUAAUCAUAAUUAGGAAAUUUCUAAACCUAAAUGAUGAAUUCUAACAAUAUCAAUCAAGAGUAUCUCGAUGCAAAAAAUCUACUCAAACUAAAGUAAGAUCUCUCUGAUUAGAUAUUAGAAAAUCAAUAGUUAAAAUCUUAACUUCAAGCACUUCAAGAAUAACUAACCUCCUUAAAAAAAUAAUUUGAUCUUUAAGAGUCUCAGAAAAAUAAGAAUGAAAGUGAGAUGUAAACCGAGAUUAGAUUUUUACUAUAGCAGAUUAUUUAAUUGAAAGAUUAGUUCACUUAACAAUUGGAAGGUUAACACACUAAUAAUGCAGAUCAUGAUGUAAAAUCUCGAAAUCAAAAUUAAAAUUCGCUUUCUAUAUUUGGCAUUACAACUUAGUAGAAAACUUAAAAUACACUGAACUUUAACAAUAUUGAUAUUUCUAGCAAAUCUAAAUUUAGCCGCGUCUGCUUUGACUAAAAAAACUCAUUAUUGGAGGGAGCGGCAUUUAGUUCAGGAGAUAGUUUACUUAAAGAUCCUCGAAGCUUCGGAGAUAUUAAUAGUCUAAAUAAUGAGUCAGGAGAAGUUAAUUAUAAUCAAUCUCGAAUAAUAAAUGACGUUACUUAAGAUUAAAUUACGAGUUCCAUCACAAUUUAGAAAAUGCCCAAUAAAAAAUGCUUAGCAUCCUUAUCAGAGCAAAAUUUACUGAAAAUCAUUCGUAACUAAAGUAACUGCUAAAUAAAUGAAACUGACCAUGAAGGAUCAUUAUCAACUAUCUCUGGUUAAAUGAACGAGUAGUUUGAUGACUAACUAAUACAAGUCAAUCAGUGCAGUUACACACCUAGCUUGCACUCUAGGAAAAACACUUCAAACAUCGGUGUUAAAUCAGCUAGAAAUAUGUGUGAUAUAUUAAGAAACAGCACUAAUAACCUUAAAUUUAAUUGCUAACCAACGAGUUUGUAUUCAAAUGAUAACCAUAAAAGUGCUAUUCAAGCAAAGUAUACAAGAAAAUAGGAAUUUAGCAGUACAAUGACAAAGUAGUAGUCAUAGACAAAUAUUAUAAACUAAAAAAUUAAAACCCUUACUUCUUAAAAUAAGGAACUAAUUGGAAGUUAUCAAAUGAAGAAAUCAAGUAAUAACAUAUUAUCUACUAGCUUAAAAGGUUAGUCAUUUGUAAAUUCAAUAAUAAGCACAAGAUAAAGACCAAAUAAGUGA
This is a messenger RNA of Stylonychia lemnae, 2808 nucleotides long. The record is from the annotation of a GenBank genome assembly. NCBI's taxonomy places the organism in Eukaryota, Ciliophora, Spirotrichea, Sporadotrichida, Oxytrichidae.